ACGUUUGGCAUUUUGCAUUUACAGUCGAAAUGGACCAGUGGACGGGUGUACACCGGGCGUUCAUCAUACGCGCCUACUACAAGAGCAACGACUCCAUCAGCGCCGCCCAGAGGCUGUUCAAGAAACAGUUUAGCAUUUACCAGACACCGCCCACGAAUGUGAUCAAAUCCUGGCUGCGCACCUUCGAGGGCACCGGCUCCUCGCAGGCUGGCGGCGGCACACGCUCCUCUCUUCCACAAAUCUUUUGCACCAUUUGCAAUAAUUGCCUGAGUAAUGAGAAAAACUUCAGCAGCUCCGUGAAGUGAAAGCAGCAAAGCAAUCUUUUGGCUUUUAUUUUGUAUUUUAUUCUGUCUCAUAAGUUAGCGUAGAUUAAUUGUGAAUAAAAUUUAUUUUGGCUAAUUAACAAGCUAGCAAAUAA
Molecule: messenger RNA, 418 nt
Organism: Drosophila guanche
Lineage: Eukaryota; Metazoa; Arthropoda; Insecta; Diptera; Drosophilidae
Exons: 2
Coding region: 30-305 (91 amino acids)
Source: RefSeq, a predicted model, not a curated record